AGCCUGCUCUGGAUAGCCUGUGGAAGCACGUGCUGUCUUAGCAAUGGCGACCUUGCGGCUGUCCCGCACCUUCAUCGAUGCAGAAGAGGGAGUGAACGACUCGACCUGUCGGGCCAGGAGCUUACCAGCGGAAGCACGUGCGGCCGCAACAUGCGAGGUUGAGGAGUCUGAGUGGCCUCGCAUUUCAUCGCCUUACUUUUUGAUGAUCUCCAAAGUACUCCCCCACAAACGAUCCCAUAGAACCUGAGAAUUGACCCGUGGAAGACGAUGUUCCUCUACAACCCAGUAGUUUGGGCGUUCCAUGUGGUCCUCUGCAGGGGAGUAUAUAGAUGGACAUGUCCCUUUUUCCAACUUCGAAGGAUGUUCGCCUCACCAAGGCUCGGUGGAGGGAAGUGCAACGAGCUCCAACAAAAGCCAUCAUCUGCAAAGAGGUGCGUAGUUUCACCUCGGAAGACCAACCCCCUCCCCCUAGGUUCGGUUAAAAGACCAUCUACCCAGCCAAGGGCGAUAUGUUGGGGGGGUUCUCCCAAAUACACCGUUCCAUACCGUUCCUUGCUGUUCCUUGCUUGCUUCAGGUACGUGGCGAGUUUGCGACGCGAGGUCGAAGUCGAUGGCCAACUUCACUUACCAGCGGCGUGGUCGUGGGAGUCGAGGUCGAAGAGGCAACGAUCCAAGCAGAGGUUCCAGAGGAGCAACUGACCGUGGGCAGCAUAGGCCAUCCUGUCCUUUGCCGGCGCGCUUGCGUUUGGUUUGCCAAGGGGAUGUGCAGUCACAGUGCCAAUUGUUCCUAUUGUCACCUGCCUCACCAUGCGAAUAUCACCUUCGACAAGCGCCAGUGGCAGCAGUUGCAACAGAUGGAUCUCGCUUCCCUCUUGGCCAUCCUGCUGCCGUCGCUCCGCGCCACCUUGGCAGCGGCUGACUUGCCGAGGGAACCCGCAGCACAGUUGUUGGCCACAGUGGAAGCGCAGGCUGCACCCACUGCACUGCAGCACGACCGCCUGAGACCUGUGGGGGUGCUUGACCUUGCCAGUUCGGCCGAGGCAUGCUUCAGCGAACCGUUCGGAGGAUGUCAUUGUCAGCGAUGGUGUUUUGCGAACUCCUCCAAGAACAUGUCGACCAUCUUCGUCAUGAGAUGACCCUCCCAUAGGUGUCGCUGUUCCAGGUGUCAACCACCUCCCUAAAGGAUGUGGACGGGCUGAGACCAUUGAAAGGCUCGACCAGAUCCUUUGACAUGCAAGAGUUUAAUGGGUCCACCAGCUCCUUAGAUGGACUUGAACUCCGUGUUUGUGAUUCGGCUCUGAAACUCGGCGCUGCCAUGACUGUCAUGGUGCCAACGUUUUUGAGCAGCCUGGCGGUGGGAGAGGUGUCAGCGCAUUUAAUGGGCUGCAGUUCACUCCACUAGCCGGGCGCCAAUACAGUCAAUGAACAUUCAGGUGAAAUAUUGCCUGAGAGGCUUAGGACAAGCCUGUGUCCAUGAUUGCUGGAGAAAUGCUUUCACUUCCUUUUUGAAGGCUGCAUGAUGUUGUACAAGGUUGCAGGUCGCCCACGUGUUCACGGCAUGGGUUUGUGGAAGCCCUUUAAAUUCGGAGUUUGCCGCGGACAAAAACUCUUUAAAGCUGUUGCACAGAUCAGAC
Messenger RNA from Durusdinium trenchii, 1634 nucleotides. The record is from the annotation of a GenBank genome assembly. Lineage: Eukaryota; Dinophyceae; Suessiales; Symbiodiniaceae.